This is a messenger RNA of Rasamsonia emersonii CBS 393.64, 831 nucleotides long. RefSeq names its product Mitotic spindle biogenesis protein Spc19. Bases 1 to 831 code for a protein of 276 amino acids. The record is from RefSeq and is a predicted model, not a curated record. NCBI's taxonomy places the organism in Eukaryota, Fungi, Ascomycota, Eurotiomycetes, Eurotiales, Trichocomaceae. Gene Ontology annotation, cellular component: spindle microtubule; DASH complex. Gene Ontology annotation, biological process: attachment of spindle microtubules to kinetochore. The transcript has 4 exons.
AUGGCGGAUUCUCUCUCUUCUUCCGUGGCUUCUCUCCGAUCAUCGCUACAGCUGCUCGAGUCGUCUAUCGACAUUCUCGACUCGGGCGUCAACGACUUUCCCAGACUGGCCAAAGUCUUGCAGACGACGCGGCAUUUCGAACUCCUUCCUGAACCGACUCUGCGCGAGGCACAACAGGCGCUCUUGAACGAAAUCACUCCAAGCAUUGCACACCUGCUCUCCCUCGCCUCAAACUAUGUGGAACGGCUUGAACGUCGGGCGGACUCUCUGCGGGCGAAAUGCCAGCUGCAGGAAGGCAGGAUGUCAGAGCCAAGUCAUAGUCAUAGCGGCGGCCGCGGCAGUGGCAGUGGCAGCGGUGCGAGUCGACGGAUCGGCACCACCCAGAUGUCAAGCGAUGCGAGUGCAAAAGCUGCCGAAUUGAGGAAACUCGUCCAAAAGAAGGAACGGUUGAAGUACGCUGUGGACAGACUCGAGCUGCAGAGUCGCCAAAGAGAGCGAGAAUUGAGGAAGACCCACGCGACAAUUGCCACUAAUUUUGGAGUGGCGUUGUCAAAUUCGCUCUCCUGGGCUGCAUCUGGCUCUUUGUAUCUUGCCAAUCACGCAUUGGCUAUGCUCUCCAAUAUGCAAUCCAGGUGUGAAAGCCACCCUACAACGAGCCAUCAAGGGCCAUCCGACGUGUCUCCGCCCAAUUUGAAGGAACUGCGAGGAUUAGAUGAGACAAAGGGAGGAGAUACAAAAUCCUUAGCCGAUCCUUUGAGUGGUGAAUCAUCUAUGGGCCGAAUUUCAAGUUAUUUUGAAUCUCAGAUCAAUGAUGGUGAUGGUGAUGGAUAA